Endocarpon pusillum Z07020 is the source of this 1476-nucleotide messenger RNA. RefSeq lists its product as uncharacterized. Bases 1 to 1476 code for a protein of 491 amino acids. The record is from RefSeq and is a predicted model, not a curated record. The transcript is spliced from 2 exons. Lineage: Eukaryota; Fungi; Ascomycota; Eurotiomycetes; Verrucariales; Verrucariaceae.
AUGCAGCAAGCAGGGUGUGCGCAGAAGAUGAUAGACGAGGACGCAUUUCGUUCAUCCGUCCUUCGAUCACCGCCAGACGUGACCGAGGACGAACUUGAUCACCGACUUGGACUUGAAGCCCAUGUGCUCGGCUUACAAUAUCGGCUGCCAGGUGCUGGUCUCCUGACUUCCUCAACCUCUGCAAUGACCGUUGCAUCCGAUCCAGAAGAGCCGGGUUCUGCCAUUUCACAAUCUACUGGGCCUACCUCUUGUUCAUCGAGUGAUAGAAGACACACCUUUCAGCCUUCUUCUGGUCAUCCGCCACCAGUUCUUUCUACCCGCUCAAUCACACCAUCACUCUAUUCAAUCACGGAGAAGAAAGCUACCGGCCUUCGAAAUGGCAUAAGAAUAAUGUCGGUUUUCAGAAAGAGGAGGUCAGCAACAUCUAGGGUGGUUGAUACGCCUACAAGCAAUGAACAUGGCGUUCGUGGUACUGCUGCAUUCGAUGACUACUCCGUCAAGGGAAACUCUGAAAGUCCAGUAUCUGCAACCUCGGAGCAGAGCUCAUGGUCCACGCCAAUACCGCCUAUAGCCAACAUAAGAACUGGAGAUUCUAGCUUGGAAGAUAGCGAGGCGAUCGAGCGGACAACACAGUGUGCUGCAGUACAAGACUUGCAGUCGCGGCAGCACGAUGAGAGAGACCGCUUUCUACAUUACCAGAGGGAGUGCCUAGUCUCUCUGCGGGCAGAGCAUGAAAAAUCCAGAAAGGGGAGAAUCGAAUUCAAGGAGACUAUUUUAAAAGAAACAAAAAUCAAGAACGAGAAAUCCAUCACCGACCUCGAAUUCCGCCAACUCGAAGCCGAAAUGAAAUUGAUGGAAGACCUCGAGGCCGAGAAGCGCGCCUGCGUCAUUCGCCUCAAACACAUGGAAGCCUACUGUCACAGUCCCACCACAACAUCUAGCCCUAUCCCCCCACCUCGAAUGGCCCCCGCCUCAUCCCCCUCGAAUCGUAGCUCCAUCGAAGAUUUAGCCACACCGCCAUCACCACACCAGGAACCGCAAGCACAGCCACAACCGCAGCCACCACUUCAACCUCAAGCUCCCUCACCACCAUACACCCGCACCGUAACAGAAAAAGACAUCCACAACCUAGCGCAACAAUACCGCGAGCGCGACACGAUAGAGAGCCUGCACCGCGCCAAGAUCGAGGUCCUCAGAGGCCGACAGGAGAAGCAGUACGCCGACUUCAUCGCCAAGAAAGCCCGCGAGAUGGAGGAUCUCGAAGCCGAACACGCCGGGGCGGUCGCGGCAGCGGAGGCGGAAUUCCACGACCAAGAGGAGGCGCUGAAGAUGGCGUUCGCGGAGAAGAAGGAGAGGCUCGAGAGGCGCUGGAGGCUCGAGACCCUGAUCGAAGUCGCAAGGCAGGAGAGGAAUACCGGGCUGAGCUUCGCCACACCGCCGGAGAUCGUCGUGCAGCCGGAUCCCGUGGGGUCGUGA